CUCCCACUAUUAUCGAAAAAACAGUUUGUAUGGAGCAAUAUAAUCAAUCUAAUUUCCAUAUUCCACUGAAUGGGAUGAGAAAUGGGAGAUAUUCACCAAGGGUGGGUAUGAAUGAAGUUCAGACUUUUGGCAGUUUUCGGAGCGUACGCUCACAACCUAGGGAUUUUACACAGAGGUCCAUCCACCCACGCUUUGGGGAUUCCAGAAGAGAAAGCCAAUACAGCCACACUGGGAACCAGUCAAACUGGAAUUUUCCAAUAACCACUGGCUAUGACAGCAGCCAUCAGUUUGAAGACAUGGGCAAUAUGAACGUCCUCCAAUCACAAACCUUGAGCUGUGCUACGGAGUCUAAUGACAUGCAGCUUCAUCAGCUAACCUCUCUGCGGGAGAAAGAAGGGGACUUGCUAGACGAUGAGCUUCACAUCUAUUCAGAGCUAGACUCAGACACCACCCCAGAGCUGGAGGCAAUCAGUAUUUCUGAAGAGGGUUCAUUUCAGGACACACUGGAAGAUCUGGGUCCAAAGUUUCACCAACUGGCUUCUAUAUGCAUGACAGCCAAGGACUCACAACCUAAGGAAAUCCACUCACCAUGUGAGAAUUUAAAAAGAGAAAGCCUGUCCUACCAACACAGCUACCCUCAGAACCAGUCAGACAGGAAAUCUCCAAUAACCACUGGCUAUGACAGCAGCCAUCAGUUUGAUGAUAUGGGCAACAUGAACGUCCUCCAAUCACAAAACGUGAGCUGUGCUACGGAGUCCAUUGAACUCAUGCCACUUCAUCAAAAGACAACCUCACUCCCAGAGAAAAAAGGGGACUUAGACAGUGACCUUCACAUCUACACACAGGAGAGGGACUCCGACGCCACCUCAGAGCUGAAUAGGAUCAGUAUUUCUGAAGGUGCUUCAUAUCAGGACACACUGGAAGAUCUGGGCCCAAAGUGCCACCAACUCACUUCUAUUUCCAGCCCAACACAACGACAGGACUCAAGAUAUUACGACAUGUAGUAAACAUUUGUUCCAAGUGUGAGGAAGAACAUUCAAUUCCUAUACUCUAUUAGGAGGAGAGACUAAAAAGGGUUUGUGGCGACCACUUCUGCAGGAGAAAUGCUACGAGAGAGCCAUAUUGUUAAUCACAUAUUUAUUACUGUGCCACAUGCGUCUUCAGUUUUUAUAUCAAACUGGGGAAAGAAAAAAAAACCAAAAAAAAAAAACCCAAAACAAGCAAAAGCCAAAACGAAACCACAAAAGUACAGUUGUCCAUUUUGACAAACCUGUCUUCCAGAACCCAUUUGGAUUACAUUUGGACAGCCAAGUAUGUGUAAAUGUAUACAAACAUUAAAAAAAAAAAAA
This is a messenger RNA of Neolamprologus brichardi, 1349 nucleotides long. Lineage: Eukaryota; Metazoa; Chordata; Actinopteri; Cichliformes; Cichlidae. The record is from RefSeq and is a predicted model, not a curated record.